AUGACAAUUGAUAAGUUCAACAUAAAUUCCAUUGCAGUUAUUGGUGGUGGUCCAAGUGGUAUUGCAAGUGUUUACGAAUUUCUUCAUACAACCAAAGAUGGUAAGUCAACAGUAGGUGGUUCAAACGCUGAAAACCCAGCAUUUACCAAGGUUGUUGGCUUUGAACAAAAGAAUAAAGUUGGUGGUAGUUGGGCUCCAUCUAUUGAAGUUCCUGAUUUACCUGAAGAUGAAUUAUGGGGUCGAAAUUAUUAUGAUGCGGAUGUUAUUCAUCCAAAAGUUGAAAUUCCUAAGGGGCUCUCUAAUCAUAGUGUUGAAUCCCCAUUGGUGACUGAUGGUGUCAACAAUGAUAAUCAAUGGAGACGGUCUGCAGUUUAUCCAGGCUUAUACACCAAUGUCCCUAGAAGAUUUUUGAGAUUUUCAUCAAUCAAGUAUACACCCCCAUCCAAACUAGCUGAAAUUGAUCCAUUAAUUAGUUAUAAAGAGGUUGGCCAAGUUUUGGAUAAAUUUGUUGAUGAUAAUAAACUUUUGGAUCAUUUUAGAUUGAAUACUCAAGUCCAAGAUGUUCAAAAAGAUGAAGAAGGUAAAUGGUUAUUGACCCUAAGACAUAGUACACCUGAAGGUAAAGAUGAAUGGUAUACAGAGAAAUUUGAUGCUGUUGUCAUUGCAAGUGGUCAUUAUUCAGUUCCAUUCAUUCCAUAUAUUGAAGGCUUGAACUCUGCACCAAAGGGAACCAUAGUGCAUUCUAAAUCAUUUAGAACAGUUGAUCAAUUCAAAGAUAAGAAUGUUUUGGUUGUUGGUUCUUCAUUGAGUGGUAUUGAUAUCAUCCAGUAUAUUGAACCAGUUGUUAAAAGCUUAACCAUAUCUCGUACUCCAGGCAAACAAGAAAUUUUUCCAUGGAUAACAAAAGCUGCAACCUCGUUUUCAAAUAAACCAAGAAUUUCCAAAAUUGAUGGUAAAACUGUUUUCUUUGAAGAUGGUUCAAAAUUAGAAGAUGUUGACAAGAUCUUAUUUGCAACUGGGUACCACUGGCAUUAUCCAUACAUUGGUGAGAAAUUUCUGGAAUUAACAAAACCAGGAUAUGCUAAUAAAGCAACUGGGGGUUCAAGAGUUAAAGGUUUAUACCGUGAUACUUUCAACAUUGAAGAUCCUACUUUGGCAUUUAUUGGUGUCCAAAUUACUUCUGUUCAAUUUCAUUCUUUUGAAGCAGGUGCAGUGGGUAUUGCUGGAGUUUGGUCAAAUAGUAAAAGAUUACCUUCAAAAGAUGCUCAAAAGGAAUGGGAAACAAAGAGAUUGGUGGAGACUUCAGAUGAUUAUAUUUUUCAUUAUUACCCAUGGGAUAUUGUUCAAAAAGAGUUUAUUGAUGUUUUGCUGGAAUAUGCCCCAGAUGAUAGACCUUAUAUAUUGGAAGGUGAAGAUUUUGGUGAUUAUCCAAAGGCUUUAGAAGCAGCUGAAAGAGCAUUCUAUGACAUCAAAGCUGGUAAAUAUUCUCUUGAUUAG
Hansenula anomala is the source of this 1497-nucleotide messenger RNA. RefSeq lists its product as uncharacterized. The coding region runs from base 1 to 1497 and encodes 498 amino acids. Lineage: Eukaryota; Fungi; Ascomycota; Saccharomycetes; Phaffomycetales; Wickerhamomycetaceae. Gene Ontology annotation, molecular function: NADP binding; flavin adenine dinucleotide binding; N,N-dimethylaniline monooxygenase activity. The transcript has a single exon. The record is from RefSeq and is a predicted model, not a curated record.